This is a messenger RNA of Paramuricea clavata, 753 nucleotides long. NCBI's taxonomy places the organism in Eukaryota, Metazoa, Cnidaria, Anthozoa, Malacalcyonacea, Plexauridae. The record is from the annotation of a GenBank genome assembly.
AUGAAUGUCUUAGUACAAUCAGCUCUUGCAGUUGUGAAGAAUCAUGCUGCAGCCAAAAACUACCCUGAAUUUGUUGCAGAUAAAGCAAUGUGCGGUGUCGACUGCGGAGACUUUGGUCAUAGUAAGGAAGAAUUAAAAAAUAUCAUUGAUGUUGCUGCAUCAUGGAUUGAUGGUGAGGUAUCGAAACAGCUUAAAGCACCACUGCAAUGCACAGGUUUAAACCCCCAUUUCUCUCUUACUAUGGACAAGGGAACUCCAGGACGAGAAACCAACCAAGCAACAACGAUUGUUUUUAAUGAUGAAGGUAAACGUAUUGCAGUACCAGUUGGUUCACCUGCGGUUUACCAAACAAACGACGAUAACACUGCAAUAACAGGUGCUUAUGCAAACCAAUUAGCUUCAAGUUCUAUAAUGUUGGUGAAGAAAACGUACGAACUGGAAACAGAUGAACUUUCAUACUGCCAGGGCAUCGUUGCUGAUGGACAAUAUCAAAGUGCUGGAUUCAGAGACGAAUUAAAGAGGUUGUUACCUUUUGAUUUUGAUGUAGACCCUGUUUUAGAUACCUUCUUCAGCAUUCUUUGGGAUCCAGGCCACUUUUCUGAUUUGGCCUUUACCGAUGUUCGAGAGGGAAAAUUGGAGACUCGAAAGAAUUCAUUUCAAGGGUCAUCAAGAGGUCAAAUGUUUUUGGAGCCGCCUUCCACUCUGGAAAACAUUUGUCAGAGUUGCAAAUGGUUGCCAAAUCUCUUGAUGUGA